AUGAUGGCAUCUUCAGUUCAGCUUCAGUACCAGGGCGCGAGUGCGCAACCGCAGAUAUCUCCACUGAACCUCCUGGCAGCAACCUGCAACAGAAUGUACCCCCACCAGCCCUUCAACACCCACACUCAGCUAUCACCGGCCUCCACCACGUCCUGCAGCAGCGACGGCUACGUCUCCCAAGUACCCCUGGAGACGGCCAGAUCACCCUUGGAAUAUUCUCCGCACUAUCAGUCUCCUUACAGCCACGCCUACAGCAACCAAUACUGGUUCCAACACUCACCACCUCCAGCCGACAUAGCGACGAGCGGUUACCAACCCCAGCAGCACCACCAACACCACCAGCAGUACGCGCAGUGGCCGCAGACGAACUACAUGACCUCCUUCGCCUCUACGAUGAAGAUGAUCAAGCCGGAGAUCGGCGUCGACUUUCCUACAUACUCCUCGAAAGCUAGACGAUGUAUAAAAUGCCAGUGUCCCAAUUGCAUCAACGAGGAGAACGGGUUGAAGAAGCCUUCUUCGAAGAAGGUGCAUAUCUGCCACUACCCAGGCUGUGAUAAAGUGUACGGGAAAACGUCGCACCUCCAGGCACACCUCAGGUGGCAUACGGGGGAAAGGCCCUUCGUGUGUAAUUGGUUGUUUUGCGGGAAGAGGUUCACCAGGUCCGAUGAGCUCCAGCGACAUUUGAGGACGCAUACGGGUGAGAAGAGGUUCGCCUGUACGGUGUGCUCGAAGAGGUUCAUGAGGUCGGAUCACCUCGCCAAACAUGUCAAGACCCAUAAGAAUGGGAAGAAGAGCGAGUCCUCUUCACCUCCUCCAAAGGCAGACGAAGAAUCCUCUUCGGAAGCGAUUAUAAAAAGUGAAUCUCAACCCCAGGUGAAGAGUAGGUGUGUGCCAUCCUCUGUACCCUCAGGUGUACCUCAGUUGCCUCAGUAUAACACUCCUAUUUUACAUACGACGACACCCAGUUUUUAUGGCAGUUACCACGGUCUUUACUUGCAGAGUAUUCAUGAACAGUGA
Molecule: messenger RNA, 1017 nt
Organism: Anoplophora glabripennis (Asian longhorned beetle)
Lineage: Eukaryota; Metazoa; Arthropoda; Insecta; Coleoptera; Cerambycidae
Gene: Btd
Product: transcription factor Sp4-like
Exons: 2
Coding region: 1-1017 (338 amino acids)
Biological process (GO): regulation of transcription by RNA polymerase II
Molecular function (GO): RNA polymerase II cis-regulatory region sequence-specific DNA binding; DNA-binding transcription factor activity, RNA polymerase II-specific
Source: RefSeq, a predicted model, not a curated record